ACAAGAAAUACCUCACCAGCAAAGCAGCAAAGAGUGUACAACAGGCAGCAAUUGUGGGAUACAUUCCUCACUCAAAACGUAUCUCUGUAUGCGUAAAACGCCGCUGGAAUAGUUUUCGGUAUCAUAUUCUGGAUGCAUGCGACGUUGACCUUCAUAUGUAGAUUUUCGGUCAUGUAUUUGUAGUGUACAUUAUGUGCAUAUGGAGAAUAUUUUUUAUCUCUUCCGUAUUUCUGGCUGUCUAGAUUUUGGAGUCUACAGAGAAGGGAACUGUCGCCACUUUUUGACCAACGCUUCGAAUAUUUUAUUUUGAGAGCACAAUUGGGAACAUUUGGAAAUUCUGCCGUGGUUUAUAUUUGGACUUUUCACGGUUUCAGCCUAGUUGGGUGAAGGGGCCGUUUUUCAAUCCACACAUAUCGCUCCCUUUCCAGUGUUUCGUUUUGCACCGUUCAAUUGUAGGCGGCUAUCCUAAAAACUUGAACAGAACAUUUUCUCAGAAAUACACUUUUCGUUUGAUCUGAUGUAUUGUGCGAAGCAGUGCAUAUAUACAAUUAUGAUGUAUUAUUCUUAAAAACGAGGAUUUUGGAGGUCAUCAGUGGCAAUCAUAAUGGCAAACGACGACAACCGCUUUAUAGUGGAAAAGUACAUUUGUCACAAACUCUUGAAACGAGGAUAUGCGUGGGAUUUCGAGGAUGCCGAGGAGGAGGAAGGUGCUGCUAAUAAUGGGUCGAUGAUUUCUCCUCGGCCGGGUUUGGCACGGCGGUGCCACGGGGCCAAUAACGCCGGACCGGGCAGCGUCCCUCGUCUUUCCAAAUGGCUCUCCCAACCGGACCCGCAUGCAGCUAUUCACAGAGUUUUGCGUGAGGCCGGGGACGAACUCGAAAGACUGUACCAGCCCGACUUCGCAGAGAUGUCACACCAGCUGUAUCUCACAUCCUCCACGGCUGAGAGGAGAUUUAGAGAGGUGAUAGACGAGCUGUUCAGGGAUGGGGUUAACUGGGGACGGAUUAUCGCCUUCUUCGAGUUCGGGGGCACAAUAUGCGUGGAAUGCGUGAACAAGGAGAUGACGUCGCAGGUGGAUCACAUCGCGGUGUGGAUGACAGAGUAUCUAAAUGGACCACUGCUCAACUGGAUUCAGGAGAACGGGGGAUGGGAGGCUUUUGUUGAGCUCUAUGACAGACAGAGGGACUCGGUGUUCUGUUCGUGGCCGUCCAUCAAGACCGUCUUCGGCCUGGCUGCACUGGGGGCCGCAAGCCUUACCAUCGGAGCUUACCUUACACAGAAGUGAAGGAGUUCUCCUUUUCUCUCCCUCUCUUUUUGUCCUCCCUCCCUCUUGCUACUUUCUCUUUUCAAAGGCAGCCCUGCCCCCUCCGAGACGAUCCCGAAUCCCCAACCUGCAUGUCUUCAAAGCCUCUCUCUCUCUCUCUCUCUCUCUCUCUCCCUUUCUCUCCCUGUUCUCGAAAAAACUCCCUCUUUCUUAACCCUCACUUCAUAAAACAAAGGCCCAAAUCAAACAACAGCAGGAAACAGAGUCACUGCCCACAGAGAAGAAAACAUGUAAUGAAACAGUCACUGCCCACAGAGAAGAAAACAUGUCAUGAAACAGUCACUGCCCACAGAGAAGAAAACAUGUCAUGAAACAGUCACUGCCCACAGAGAAGAAAACAUGUCAUGAAACAGUCACUGCCCACAGAGAAGAAAACAUGUCAUGAAACAGUCACUGCCCACAGAGAAGAAAACAUGUCAUGAAACAGUCACUGCCCACAGAGAAGAAAACAUGUAAUGAAACAGUCACUGCCCACAGAGAAGAAAACAUGUCAUGAAACAGUCACUGCCCACAGAGAAGAAAACAUGUCAUGAAACAGUCACUGCCCACAGAGAAGAAAACAUGUCAUGAAACAGUCACUGCCCACAGAGAAGAAAACAUGUCAUGAAA
Oncorhynchus tshawytscha (Chinook salmon) is the source of this 1933-nucleotide messenger RNA. RefSeq names its product apoptosis regulator Bcl-2. Gene Ontology annotation, molecular function: protein homodimerization activity; protein heterodimerization activity. Gene Ontology annotation, biological process: intrinsic apoptotic signaling pathway in response to DNA damage; negative regulation of intrinsic apoptotic signaling pathway; extrinsic apoptotic signaling pathway in absence of ligand. The transcript has 2 exons. NCBI's taxonomy places the organism in Eukaryota, Metazoa, Chordata, Actinopteri, Salmoniformes, Salmonidae. The record is from RefSeq and is a predicted model, not a curated record. Gene Ontology annotation, cellular component: mitochondrial outer membrane. The coding region runs from base 605 to 1285 and encodes 226 amino acids.